Messenger RNA from Aedes albopictus (Asian tiger mosquito), 1716 nucleotides. Its product is annotated as probable peptidoglycan muropeptide transporter SLC46. Gene Ontology annotation, molecular function: transmembrane transporter activity. Gene Ontology annotation, cellular component: membrane. Gene Ontology annotation, biological process: transmembrane transport. NCBI's taxonomy places the organism in Eukaryota, Metazoa, Arthropoda, Insecta, Diptera, Culicidae. The coding region runs from base 170 to 1642 and encodes 490 amino acids. The record is from RefSeq and is a predicted model, not a curated record. The transcript has 5 exons.
UCUUGAGUAUGCACAAGAAUUCAUCCCUGUUGCAUCUUCUACCGACCGAUACACCUCGUAAUGCAACUCCUGCAGCAAGAUAACCUCCUUUUGCGUGAUAAUUGCCGAAGAAACGGUUUCUUUUGGUAGCAUCUUUUUACCGGUCGUCAGUUUAUUCGCGGCAGCCCAGAUGGAUGAAACCAUAUUCAGUUCGGGUAGUAUGUACUCCAGUGGAGAAGAGGAGAUCCUGGCCAACGAAGGCCUUCGUCUAAGCCGUUCGGCUCGAUGGCGCGAACGCAGUUCCCGUCUGGUGAACUUCGAACCAGCGGUGUUUUUGUUUUGCUUUGCGUUGAGCUUAUCAGAGAUUGAACUGACCCAUCAAAUAAUCUACCAAACAUGCUGCGGGCAAGGAUUCCAGCGUAGUGAGUGUUUACUGGUGGGAACGGAUGCUAACCUACCAGUUGUUCAGGAAAUUGAAGCCCAGGUGAAACCCGCUGCGGCAAGUGUGAAUACGGUGAUAAUAGCUAUCAAGUCGGUGAUACCGGCCUUCGGCGCGUUAGUUAUGGGCGCGUGGUCUGAUCGUUUCGGCAGAAAGCCCGUUGUUGUGAUAGCUGGAUGCGCUUUGCUCAUUACAUAUGUUGCAUUGACAGGGUUGAACUUUCUGUCGUCUUUUGUCCAAGUCAACCCGUGGUUCUAUGCUGCAGCUUACAUUCCGUUUUCGAUUACCGGUGGAACAGCAAUACUGGGAGCCACUGUUUACGCAUUUUUAUCGGAUGUAUCCAAUGACCAGAACCGAACAAUCAAAAUGUGUUUCUUGAAUGCCGUUAUAGUGGCUGGUACUACUCUGGGCUCGUACAGCUGUAAAUACAUCUUGGAAUGGACCAGUGCAACAGCUGUUUUCGUAAUUGCUACUAUCUGCAUACUGUUUGGACUUAUCUACAUAGUGCUGUUCAUCGAAGACAGUAUCAUUCCUGGUGCUGACAAUGAACUUGGAAGCAGUCUGCAAGCGCUGUUCACUUUGAACUUGAUAAGAGAUGUUACGCAGGCAGUCGUUCGUAAGAGAUCGAGAUUUGUGUGGCAGAUCCUGUGGCUAAUCGUUGGUUUUACCGCUGUUGUGGAACUAGCUUCUGGCAGCAAUGCUGUAGCCUACGCAUUUGUACAUCACCAUUUAGAGUGGGGCAGAACACAGUUUAGCAAUUUCCAGUUAACUGAGAGCGGUUUGAAAAUUGCGACAAACACUAUUGGAAUACUGUUUUUGAAAAGGAUAUUCAGUUGGUCUGAUACUCUUGUAGCACUAAUUUCCAUCACUAGCCACAUCAUAUGUUCGACCAUAAAAGGAUUCGCAACGGUUGGAUGGCAAUUCUAUAUGGCAACAAGUCUUACCUUCUUCAAAGGAAUGGAAACAGUUGCUGUGCUGUCUGUUUGUGCCUACUUGCUACCGUCGAAUGAAAUUGCCAAAUUUUAUGCGCUCACAAUGUCCCUCGUUGGAUUAGUUCCUCUUGGCUCAGAAUAUCUUUUUGAUUACUUCUAUCAAGAAACUGUUAGCACCAACCCGGGAUUGUUCUACCUGCUUGGAGCGGGCAUCUACGGUGGAGGACUUGCCAUUCUAGUGUGUGCUCAAUGGCUAAUAAAUAAGCGGAAUCAACCAGAACUGCUAUUGUAAAUAUUCUUUUAUGUGUAGUAGUCAUUCGAAAAUAUAAUAAAAACAAAGCAUCCAAAAUCAAACUAUUUUGAAAU